UCUGUCAUUUCUUUGUCUCUCCCAUUCAGCUUGAAGAAACCAUCCUUCCCUCUCUCUAACCUAGCUCCUAGUCGUGAUAUACAUCUCAGAUAUAUAUAUAUAUAAAAGAUAUAAUCAUAGUCCUGUAUAGACAUAUACCGCCGUACGAUUUAAGUUCUCAUUUUUAUUUUUGAGUUUAAACGGAUCUGAUUCAAUGGGCGAUUCAUACUGUUCCGACUGCAAGAAGAACACAGAGGUGGUUUUCGAUCAUUCCGCCGGAGACACGGUCUGCUCCGAGUGCGGGCUCGUGCUUGAAUCUCGUUCCAUAGACGAGACUUCUGAGUGGCGUACUUUUGCAGACGAUUCAGGUGAUCACGACCCUAACCGUGUUGGAGGGCCGGUCAACCCUUUGCUCGGUGAUGUCGGCCUCUCCACGGUGAUUUCAAAGGGGCCGAAUACUAAUGCGGACGCGGCAUCUGUGGCUCGUUUGCAGAAUCGGGGCGGCGACCCCGACCGAGCUCUGGUUAUGGCCUUCAAAACCAUAGCUAACAUGGCGGAUAGGUUGAGCCUCGUUCCUACCAUAAAGGAUCGUGCUAGUGAGAUUUAUAAAAGAUUGGAAGACCAAAAGUGUACGAGGGGGAGAAAUCUGGAUGCUUUGGUGGCUGCUUGCAUUUAUAUCGCAUGCAGACAAGAAAGCAAACCUCGAACUGUAAAAGAGAUAUGCUCUAUUGCGAAUGGAGCAACAAAGAAGGAAAUUGGUCGAGCUAAGGAAUUCAUCGUGAAACAGUUGAAGGUUGAAAUGGGGGAGUCCAUGGAAAUGGGUACCAUACAUGCAGGGGACUAUCUGAGGCGUUUUUGCUCUAACCUUGGAAUGAGCCAUGUAGAAAUUAAAGCUGUUCAAGAAACUGUCCAGAAAGCGGAGGCUUUUGAUAUUAGGAGGAGUCCAAUAUCAAUUGCAGCUGCAAUUAUAUACAUGAUAACACAGCUUUCUGACAUAAAGAAACCCUUAAGAGAUAUUUCGCUUGCAACAACAGUUGCAGAAGGGACAAUCAAGAAUGCAUACAAGGAUCUCUAUCCACAUGCUACGAAAAUCUUACCAGAAUGGUAUACCAAAGAUAAAGACACCAAGAACCUUUGCAGUCCUAAGGGAUGAUUAAAAAGAACGGAGCCCUGAACUGCAUUGCACGUCUCGUCCCGAUGGCUCUCAUGGAUUAUUUGAUACAUUUCCGUUCUUUCAGCUGGGGGAUUGAUAUAUCGGAGUAUUCGAAGUGGUGUGGGGAGAUUCAGUUAUGGCAUCAAAUAAUUGUUGCUGUCUUGUUUUCUGCCUUCCCCUUUACACUGAGAUAGUAAUCCAAUUUUGUACUUUCCUUAUUAUACAAAUGAUUGACUGAUCCUUCAUGGGAGGAUGAGUGUCUUUUACUCUUUUUAAGUUAUAUUUUACGUGUGAGCGUGUGGAAGUCUUGUUUUUCAAGGCUUAUGAGACUUUGUAUUUGAAGUUUACUAAUCGUUUUGUCUCCGCAAGGAACAAAAGAGUUUAAUUUAUACGGAGUAGUAUUCUGAUCUCUUUGGUAACCAAAA
Molecule: messenger RNA, 1557 nt
Organism: Cuscuta europaea
Lineage: Eukaryota; Viridiplantae; Streptophyta; Magnoliopsida; Solanales; Convolvulaceae
Source: the annotation of a GenBank genome assembly